AUGGCUCAAGAAGAGAUGGAAGUUGAUCUCCGACCAGUGGCUGCUCACUCUGCAGAGGACCUCAGGACGCUUCCCAUGGAGCCCUCUGCUCACACAGUGCUGUCGUCCCAUGCUCCGGUGCUGGGUGAGGGAGGAGGCAGCCAUGCUAACACCGUUCUCACCCCAGACACUGGUACCACGAGGGAAGUGGCUGCUGAGCCUGACCCGCAGCUGAGCCCUGCCUGGGCUCUCAGCAGGCUGCAAAGGCUACGAGGGGCGUUGGACCUGCAUCGGCCAGUGCCACAGGUCCCACAGCGCCCGCCAGUGAGGAGAGCUCGCAGGCAACAGAGGGUUGGUGGCUCCCAGAGGACAGUCGGUGCCAGGGCAGCGUUGGACAGUUACUUUCAGCUCAGCAGGACCCAAGAGCCAGCUACAGCCAGCUACGCUGUUCUGCACCUGGAGCCCUCGCGUGUCGUGAGGGACCACCAGGAGCACAGCUCAGAUGAAACAAUUGAAGUGAGCGACUCCGACGGCAGCGCUUCCGCUGAGGACGAGGAAGCCGUGGAGGCUGCAGCACCGCUGGUGCCCUCAGCCCAGGAGACACCUCCAGAAGGUAGCUCAGGAGUUUCCAGCCAGGUUCAACUGGAGCCACCUCAAGCUUCUGCUGAAAAUGGAAGUCAUGAAGAUGAAGAGGCUGAAGUCCAGCAACAGCAGAGAACUCCGCUGAAGAAAGUGGAAGCAUCGGUUCCUGUUGCACCGCGGGAUGAGGAGGAAGGGGAUACCUGUGCCAUCUGCUUUGAGCAGUGGACCAAUGCUGGGGACCACCGUCUCUCAGCACUGCGGUGUGGACACCUGUUUGGUUACACGUGCAUUGAAAGGUGGCUCAAGGGACAGGCAGGGAAGUGUCCCCAGUGCAAUAAGAAAGCGAAACGUUCCGAUAUUGUGAUCCUGUACGCUCGCACUCUGAAAGCGCUGGAUACCAGUGAACAGGAACGCAUGAAAAGCUCUUUAGAAAAGGAGCAAAUGCUGCGGAGACAGGCAGAGCUGGAAUCUGCGCAGAGCCGUCUCCAGUUGCAGGUUUUGACGGACGAAUGCAGCAAACUUCGCAGGGAAGUUCAG
Messenger RNA from Tauraco erythrolophus (red-crested turaco), 1098 nucleotides. NCBI's taxonomy places the organism in Eukaryota, Metazoa, Chordata, Aves, Musophagiformes, Musophagidae. The record is from RefSeq and is a predicted model, not a curated record.